AUGGCAACGAGAAAAAAUUUGGAACCUUCAAAUAAAGAUAAAGCAACUCGUUCUAAUGGUAAAAAUGAUCAUGAACAUAGUCAUCAAUCAACUCAUGAUCAAAGUGAAAUACAAUGUUUUUUUAAUGCAUGUGAUCGAGAAGCAAGUGAAAAAUUAUUACGUGAUGCAUAUACAAAUUAUAAACAAAAAAAUGGUAUUUAUAUGUUACGUCAAUCACAACGAGAUGAAAGUAAAUUUAUUUUAUCAUUAAUUAAAGAUGGACAAUGUUUUCAUUAUCGUACACAUCAUAAUGGAGAUGGAACAUUUCUUGAUGAACAAACUAAUUCAUCUUUUUAUUCAUUAGAUGAUUUGCUUGAAUUUUAUCAAGGAGAUGGUGUACGUUAUUUACGUUGUCCAUUAACAAUACCUUUACAUGGUUAUCCAUUACCAGCAUUUGCACAACGACGUGGUAUAACAACAAUUCUUCAUCAAGCAGCUACUAGAGGUCAACGAGAUGUUAUUCAAUCGAUUCUUAAUGAUCAAAAUUGUCCUGAUAUUCAUUCGAAAAAUGAAGAAGGAAAUACACCAUUACAUGAAGCAUGUUUUUUUGGGCGUGAUGAUGCUGUUAAAGUAUUAUUACAAGCUGGUGCUAGUUGGAAACUUGUAAAUAGACUUGGAUGGACAUCUUUACAUCAAGCAGCUCUAGGAAAUAGUCCGACUAUUAUUGAUUUACUUAUAAAACGUAUUCAUGCAGAUAUUGAUGUACGAAAUCCAUUUAAUUUAUAUGCACCAAUUCAUUGUGCUGCUGCAAAUAAUCAUCUUGAAGCUAUAGGAAUUAUAAUUGCACAUGAUUCACCAUUACGACCAUUGACAGAAGAUGGAGAAACACCUUAUGAUUUAGCUGUAAAACAAAAUGGAACUGAAUGUGCUGAAAAACUAGCGGCAAUUCAAUCAAAACCUGCUGUCUCUCGUCGUUCAAGUUACUAUCAUGGUUCAUUAACGAGUAAUCAAAUGCGAGCUUUAUUAAAUUGUUUUAAAAAACAAGAUGGUUUAUUUUUUGUUCGACAAAGUUCAUCUGUUCAAGAUGAUUAUGCAAUAUCAAUUAUUUGGCACAAUCGACUUAUUCAUGAAAAACUUCAUAAAAAAAAUUCUUAUUCAUAUUAUUUUGAAACUCGUCUUCAUUAUCAUGAUAGUCUUGAACAUGCUAUGGAUUAUUUUAUGAAAAUUUAUAAAGGUGUUGUUAAACCAUUAAGUCCAGAAGCAGCAAAAGUAGCUUAUGCAAAUGAUUUCUCUCCUUCAAUAUCUCAACGAUUAUUUUCAUCAAAUUCUAAAAUUCUUAAAUCAUCUAAUCAUUUUCUACCUGAAUCAUCUAGUUUUGAUACUACGGGAACUUCCGACUCUCAUCCAUUUAAUAAAGGACGUACACAAACUGUACAUAAUAAACAACAAAUGCUUCCAACAAUUGAGAAAAGACUUGUUGAUCCAUUGGUAAAUAAAAGAGUGGUUAUUAUUCGUGAAGAACAAUUAAAAUUUGGUAAAGUAUUAGGUGAAGGUAAUUUUGGAAAAGUUUAUGCUGGUGAAUAUCGAGAAGAACAUGGACGAAGUGUACCUGUUGCUAUUAAAGCAUUAAAAGCAACAAUGGAUGCAAGUGCUCGAGAAGAAAUGAAAAAAGAAGCUUUUGUUAUGAAAGAAUUAUCACAUCCAUGUAUUGUUCGUCUUUAUGGUGUAUGUCAAUCGAGAAAAAUGAACAGUACAUUGAUGGUUCAAGAACUUUUAUCAAUGGGUGCAUUAUUAGAUUAUUUAAAAAAACAUGUAGAAAAUGCGACACGUACAUUAUUUAGUUUUUGGGUUAUACAAAUAAUACAUGGAAUGGCUUAUAUGGAACGAAAACGUUUUGUUCAUCGAGAUCUUGCUGCAAGAAAUAUUUUAAUGCAAUCACAUUCACGAAUAAAAAUAUCUGAUUUUGGUUUAUCACGUAGUGUUGAUUCAAAUGAUUAUUAUGUUCAACAUAGUGAUACACCAAUACCAAUUGCAUGGUAUGCACCAGAAUCACUUUUUCAUUAUAAAUUUACAAGUAAAAGUGAUGUUUGGUCAUUUGGUGUUACAAUGUGGGAAAUAUAUUCAUUCGGUCAAUAUCCGUAUGGAUCUAUGCCGACAGAAGAGAUCACACAAUUUAUUGAAUCUAAUGGUCGUCUUCAACGUCCAGCUGGUUGCAGUAGUUCUGUAUAUGAAAUAAUGCUUUGGUGUUGGACACAUGAACCACAUGAUCGUCCAUCGUUUCGAGAUUUACUAAAAUUUUUAGCUAAUCGAUCGGAAUUUUCUAAAGCUGUUCGACAUUUUCAAUCAUUAUCAAACUAUUAA
Molecule: messenger RNA, 2340 nt
Organism: Rotaria sp. Silwood1
Lineage: Eukaryota; Metazoa; Rotifera; Eurotatoria; Philodinida; Philodinidae
Source: the annotation of a GenBank genome assembly